UAAUUUUGCGUAAGGUUGCAGAGUCUUUUGCUGCCGGCGAUUUCCGGCAACGCAAAAGAUUCUUCAAAUUUCGCCAUUGUACUUGACUUGAUCUUGUUCGCUUAAGAAUCAAGAUAGAUAGAGAUAUUGAAAGAGAUCCUAUGGCGGGAGCUAACCAGAAUGAGAAGCCUCUGAGGAAGAUAGCUGAGGCAUUCAAGGAUCUAGACAACAAGAUUGAUUCCCAAACCCUAAGUCAAGAACUCGAGGUCGCUUCUUUCUCUUCUGCGUGUUCUCUCGUUUCACCUCUGUUUGGCUGCUUAGGCAUCGCUUUCAAGUUCGCUGAGAUGGACUACGUUGCCAAGGUGGUUGAUCUAGCGGAAGCAUCAAAGUCUAUUGCGACACUGCAGAGCAUGAUCGAUCGUGAUGUAGAAGCAAAUUGCGUGAAAAAGGGUGGAAGCCAUUCGAGGAACCUUCUCAGGGUGAAGCGUGGUCUGGACAUGGUUAGAUUGUUGUUUGAGCAGAUUUUAACUUCAGAGGGUAACUCGCUAAAGGGUCCAGCAUCAACAGCAUAUGCAAAGGUAUUUGCUCCAUAUCACGGAUGGGCAAUCAGAAAAGCUGUUGCUGCAGGGAUGUAUGCACUUCCAACAAAGGCUCAGCUAUUGAGAAAGCUUAAUGAAGAUGAAACUUCAGCAAGGAUUCAUAUGCAGGAAUAUGUCACUUCAUCUGCACCACUGAUUUUAUAUAUAGAUAACCUCUUCAUUUCCAGAGAUUUGGGACUAGACUGGUGAUCCAACUCAACCCUUUUUCUUCUUCUUCUCAACAUCACGUCGUCUUAACAUCAUCAUCGGGGGCAUGUACCUCCUUUUCGUGUUGAAUUUGUAUAAAUAUAUCUACAUUUUCACAAAUUUUCACUUUUGUUAAACAGUAGGUGGGCACAUUUUUCUUAACCAGAAAAGAAAAUAGCAGGAAAAACAUUCCACCA
Impatiens glandulifera is the source of this 961-nucleotide messenger RNA. Its product is annotated as accelerated cell death 11. The coding region runs from base 141 to 767 and encodes 208 amino acids. The transcript is spliced from 4 exons. Gene Ontology annotation, biological process: ceramide transport; intermembrane lipid transfer. Gene Ontology annotation, molecular function: ceramide 1-phosphate transfer activity; ceramide 1-phosphate binding. Gene Ontology annotation, cellular component: cytoplasm; membrane; cytosol. Lineage: Eukaryota; Viridiplantae; Streptophyta; Magnoliopsida; Ericales; Balsaminaceae. The record is from RefSeq and is a predicted model, not a curated record.